Molecule: messenger RNA, 770 nt
Organism: Hyaloscypha bicolor E
Lineage: Eukaryota; Fungi; Ascomycota; Leotiomycetes; Helotiales; Hyaloscyphaceae
Exons: 1
Coding region: 65-499 (144 amino acids)
Biological process (GO): nuclear-transcribed mRNA catabolic process, RNase MRP-dependent; intronic box C/D snoRNA processing; tRNA processing
Cellular component (GO): nucleolar ribonuclease P complex; ribonuclease MRP complex
Molecular function (GO): ribonuclease MRP activity
Source: RefSeq, a predicted model, not a curated record
CAAAAACCGGUAAUGCGACAGCCAUCCGCCCAUCACAUCACUUUCUCCGCACCUCCACACAAAAAUGGCCUCAGACCCAGAAGAUCAGCCCAGCACGAAGCGGAAACACCAAAAGCACCUCAAAGGUCACGAGAUGAUCACCAAGACGAUCAAAACACCGCCCUUCAGCUACGUUCACCUCCAACUAAUUUCGGAUGCAGACAGCGUCAAAGAUCUCGAUUCACUUACGGUUCGGUCUCACAUCACGGCUGCUCUGACGCAAUUCCUCGGUGUCACUGGAGCGGCCAUCUCGAUUGAUAUCUUGAAGGUGGAGGGCACGGAGUGCUGGAUUAGGGUUCCGAGGGAGGAUCUGAGUCCGGUUGUAGCAGCGGUUGGGGGAUGGGUUGGAGGCCCCGGGUACGGUACCGCGGGGAAAGUUGGUUGGAAGGUCAAGGGGAGUGGGAACUGGCUGAGUGUUCUGGUUGGGGGGAGAAGCAAAGCGGGUAUCUGGAACGAGUGAACAUCACGAUGGUCUUGCGAACGAAGAAGCUGAAGAGUUGAUUCAGAGCCUCCAUUUAUGGGUGUUUUAGGCGCCGGGCUAUGCUGUGUAUCUACUUUUACAAGUGGUUACCUGUCUUACUACCCAAAUUGGACCCAAUGAUGUUUCCAGCCGCUCUACAUAUUCACAAACCUUAUUCUCCAGCGGCGAAUGUGUCGGAUUCGCCCAAGAGCAUCAUAUCAUCUCAUAGACAGCCUUUCUAGACGAAUGGAGACUUUAAGUCAUUGACAUU